Messenger RNA from Xenia sp. Carnegie-2017, 1527 nucleotides. RefSeq lists its product as uncharacterized. The record is from RefSeq and is a predicted model, not a curated record. The transcript is spliced from 15 exons. Gene Ontology annotation, biological process: cell-cell adhesion; cell adhesion mediated by integrin; cell-matrix adhesion. Bases 68 to 1396 code for a protein of 442 amino acids. Gene Ontology annotation, molecular function: integrin binding. Lineage: Eukaryota; Metazoa; Cnidaria; Anthozoa; Malacalcyonacea; Xeniidae. Gene Ontology annotation, cellular component: external side of plasma membrane; integrin complex.
UUUUGUUAGGGUGAACGCGCUAAGCGGAAGCGAGAUUAAUGAUGAAAAUAACAACGCCACCAUUUCUAUGAUUGUCAAGCGCAAUGUCAGACUACAAAUUACCGGCACAACUGUUCCUAAGUCACUAGACUAUCCAGAAAAAGGUCCCGAUUUAAAUAUAAUAGACAACGACUAUAGCUCUGUGAACAUUUCUUCUAUAGGACCACCAAUAACCAUUACCAUCGAGGUUGCAAAUGAAGGUCAAAGUGAUUUAGAAGAUGUGAUACUUCAUAUAAGCGUCCCUCUAACCGAAAAAGACAAGGAAUUCAAUUAUCUUCUGUAUCCUGUCAGUAUUAAGGGAAGAGGUAAUGCCAACAAUGCAGUAUGCAGUGGAAGAGCCUUGAAUCCUGCUAACCUGUCCUUAACUGCGGACUCGCAAGGAAGAACUAGACGGAGAAGAAAUACAGAAACCCUGUCACCUCGGACGAUGGAUUCAGGACUGGUGACUUGUACAAUCAAAGAAAUUAAAAGAAAUGGUCGUUUUGUGGCAGACUUAAAUGUGCGACUGUGGACUGCGACUCUUGCUGCGUAUUAUCCUAAAGAUCUUCUCAUGAUUGUCCAAUUUAAUGCUGAAUAUGUCAACAAUCUUAAUGAGAGCGAAUCACCUCAUCGUGGACGUCAGGAGGUCAAAAUUCGAGUAACUCCUGAAAAUGCUCCUAGAAAAUCCAAAUCAACUCCAGUGACUCGCCCAAUAAUGAACUUGGACGUUUCAUUGACUUUAAGCAGGAAGGAGAUACUUGUGGAAAAUUAUACCGUAUUCUGUCCCAACAGUUCUAUACAAUGUUUGGAUGUUACAGUGUGUUUCCAAUACAUCAGCAAAUGUGUCUCUGGUCCUUAUGAAGUUCAAUACCAGUUCGAUUUGGAUUAUCAAACAUUGCAAAAUUUUAAUAAGAGAGUGUAUUUUAAUGAAUCAGGAAAUGUAAUUUACUCCAAGCGUGAUAAAAUAAGACUUCCAGGCAAGAAUGUUACGUCGUGUGUGGAAUUCACUCAGAUUCAUGUUCGAGAAAACAAUCUUGUGGACCGAUUGAGGCUUGGAGCCAACAGCAUCGGUUUCAAAAUAAAUUACAGUCUAAUUUUACCACCAAACUGCGAAAAUACGACUUUAUGUCCGAUUUUGGAUACAAGUAAAGGCUCUGUUAGAACGGAACAGGUCACAAUUCGAGUAACUCCUGAAAAUGCUCCUAGAAAAUCCAAAUCAACUCCAGUGUGGGUUAUUAUUGUCUCUGUGCUUGGUGGUGUUUUGUUACUGGCUCUUUGUAUUUUCGCUUUAUUCAAACUUGGAUUCUCUAAACGAAAUCGACCUCCAAAGGAGAUAUCACCUUCGCAAACAGAUGAAGCACAACAGACUGAAGUUUAGGAUAAAUUAGGAUUUUUAUCUUCUUUCAUUUGUAUUAUUGGUAAUUAAUGCACUGUUUGUACGGCAGACUUACUUGACAAUUUUAUUUACGUAAAACUCGUACAAUGAAUCAAUAAUUUCCAGCACAAUAA